Clunio marinus is the source of this 267-nucleotide messenger RNA. Lineage: Eukaryota; Metazoa; Arthropoda; Insecta; Diptera; Chironomidae. The record is from the annotation of a GenBank genome assembly.
AUGAAUCGCGAUUUACCGAUUUCUGAUGACACGCUUAAAGAAAAAUCCUUGGCAAAAAGUAAAGAAAAAACUCAACCACCAAGUGGAACAUUAACCAAGCAUAGAAGAAUUUUAUUUUUCUUUUUAGACGACGUAGAAGUUUCUGUCUGUUUUCAAUGUUUUCUUGAAAUUUUCUGUCUACGACAGAUUAGUUUUUGUGACUUUUCCAACCAACAUCAAGUAAAAAGAGACGACAAAACUUCAAAACUUCUUGAUUACACAACAUGA